Molecule: messenger RNA, 1761 nt
Organism: Syzygium oleosum
Lineage: Eukaryota; Viridiplantae; Streptophyta; Magnoliopsida; Myrtales; Myrtaceae
Exons: 9
Coding region: 153-1535 (460 amino acids)
Molecular function (GO): protein binding
Source: RefSeq, a predicted model, not a curated record
UGGUCUUUUGCUCUUGCCCUCUGCAUGACACCAAAGAGAGACCGUCUUCUUCUCAAACUUUGAAAUCCUACUACUCUUUUCUUAAAAGGCUUUCACUUUCUCGCGCUUUCUUGGCCCCUUGUGUUGUGGGUUGACAUUCCUUGGAAAGAAAAAUGAGGUGGGAGAGAGUCCUGUUGCCGCAAGCCCAGGAAACAGAGCAGGGCAUAGAAGAGGCGGGUGGCUCCAGAAAGAGGUGGGGCCACACUUGCAACGCCAUCAAAGGAGGGGUGUUUCUCUACGUGUUCGGCGGCUUUGGGAAAGGCAUGUGCCAGACCAACCAAGUUGACGUCUUUGACACUGUGGAGCAAACAUGGAGCCAACCCACCAUAAAAGGCACGCCACCUGCUCCAAGGGACGGCCAUAGCUGUACUAAUGUUGGUGACAAUUUGUAUGUGUUUGGUGGGACAGAUGGGAUGAACCCUCUCGGGGAUUUGCAUAUACUAGACACUUCUUCUCAUACAUGGAUAUCGCCAAUUACAAGGGGAGAGGGACCGGAGGCAAGGCAGGGUCAUAGUGCAGCACUUGUGGGUAAAAGGCUGAUCAUAUUUGGUGGGUAUGGAAAAUCUCCUGAUGAUGAGGACGAAGUAUAUUAUAAUGAUCUCUUCAUAUUAAACACAGAGACAUUUUUAUGGGAAAAGGCUACGACAACUGGUAUCCCACCUUCACCACGUCUUACCCAUAGCUGCUCAACAUGGACGAACAAAUUGAUUGUGAUUGGGGGUCAAGAUGGACGUGAUUACUAUUUGUCCGAUGUCCAUAUUCUUGAUGCAGAUACCCUGAUAUGGAAGGAACUGAACACCGCCGGCGACAUGCUACCCCCCCGUGCUGGACAUUUGACUGUUACUUUUGGGAAGAUUCUGUUAGUUUAUGGGGGAUACACAGAUAACCAAAAGCUAUAUGAUGACCUGUGUAUGCUUGAUAUUGAAUCUGCGAUAUGGUCCAAGGUGACUGCUGCAGGUGCUGGACCUUCUCCCAGAUUUUGCAUGGCUGGGGUCUGUCUGGAUCCAGUAAAGAGUGGGGUUCUUGCCUUUGUUGGUGGUUGCAAUACAAGUCUUGAGGCUCUUGACGAUAUUUAUUACUUGCACACAGGACUCACUAGGGAAUACAAGCGAAGACUAGAGAAGCUACCAUUGAGGAAAAAACUGAAGCUGAAGUGCCAUGAACAAAAUUUGACUCUAGGACAUGAUCAAGCUUUGGUCCGAGUUGGUGAAUCCACAAGCACAGAUCAACCUGAGCCGCUAUCGAUCUAUGGUCAGCCAGGUGCUCAAAGUAAUCCAUAUGAGCAAUUGGUACCUGUCCAAGGUAAAGAAAUAUUUGAAGCGAGACUGAUGGAGAAUUUUGGUGAUCGAUACACCAUUGAAACCGUCAUAGAUGGAAAACCUCUCCGUGGAAUUUUAUUUUCCAGUAAGCCUAGUACUCUUCCUAUACCUUUUUCAAGCUCCAGCAGGAAAAUAACAUAUGGAGAUUCAAGUACUGGUACGCCAAAUGGGGAUUAGAACUGCGAGUAUGGAAAUUCGCAAAUGGGGAAGUAUCCAGCCGGACUCAGUUGCUGAUGCUAUGCAUGGAGAAGAAGCCUUUUCCCAGGAGCCCCAUGCAGAACCUGCUGGUCUGGUUCCUGUUUCGGAUGUAUUAAAACAUUGCAGUUCCAACGCUCUCUCGAACUUUUAUCACAAAUCUAGUUUUUGAGAGGCUGGAAAUGCUGCAAAAAGAAUUUUUGAAGAA